Molecule: messenger RNA, 2938 nt
Organism: Homalodisca vitripennis (glassy-winged sharpshooter)
Lineage: Eukaryota; Metazoa; Arthropoda; Insecta; Hemiptera; Cicadellidae
Product: E3 ubiquitin-protein ligase rnf8-like
Exons: 10
Coding region: 454-2214 (586 amino acids)
Biological process (GO): ubiquitin-dependent protein catabolic process; protein K48-linked ubiquitination; double-strand break repair
Cellular component (GO): ubiquitin ligase complex; nucleus; site of double-strand break
Molecular function (GO): ubiquitin protein ligase activity; histone binding
Source: RefSeq, a predicted model, not a curated record
UGUUUUACUGUGGGUAAUUUUUAUAUUUUGACACCAAAUGUCUUCCAAUGUCGUUGGGAACUGAAGCCGGUGGUCCUUUUUCAUAUCAGAUACUGAAUUGGAUAUUUUUGGUAAUGUGUAAUCAGAAUGUAAUGUAACAGUUCGCUGUUUGGUAGUCAAAGUAUUGGUAGUGAUAAGGAAAGUAGUUUUGAUUGUCAAUUUCACAAUAUAUAGACUGGGUGUAUAUGUUAUUUUCUUCAGCCAUACCGGUAUACUUCGAGUGUGUUUUGUAAAAUGUGUAUUUUUAUCUGAUCUAACAAAAAUUUCAAAAGGUUACGAAGUUAUAAAACUAUUUCUGUAAACAAAUUUAUUCACGUAUCCUUUUAUUAUAAAGAAGGCAUAAGGCUCGGCCUAGUAAAGUAAUAAGAACCUAUUUAUGGUUUUGAAAUUCUCUGAUCUAACCAAAUUUAUAGAAUGUCUGACAACUCAUCUGUGGGUUCAGUGCUUGCUGCUUUGAUUCAAGGAAAUGAACGAAAAUUUAUAUUUCAAGAUGUGAAUUUCAUUGGUCGGAGUAAAGAAGCUAUUAUUCCCAUAGAAGACAAACUCAUCUCAAGAAAACAUUGUGUAAUAGAAAAGUCUAAUGGCAGUUUUACAAUUUGUGAUGUGAGCUCAAAGGGUACAUAUUUGAAUGGCGAAAGAAUGUUGAAGAACCAAGUUUAUGAGCUUCAACAUCGUGACAAGAUCAGCUUGGUCAAUUUAGAAAAAUACACUUAUUUAUUUGUACUCAACAGAACACUCAGAACCAAAAGUGAGUCACAUGCUGAGCUUUCUUCUCGUUUGAAAGAGAAAAUAUUGAAUUUUGAUAACACUUUCACAGACAACAUGAAGAAACUAAACAGUAAACUGACUCAAAUAGAAACUGAGAAGUCAGAUCUCAAGAAAGAAAUGAACAACAAGCUAGAAGAGCAAGAGGGUACAUUUAAAAGGGAAAGGCUCAGUCUAUCUACGAUACUAAAUGCAACCAAUGAACAAAAAGAAGAGGCAGAGAGAAAACUGAGAGAAAUGGAGAUUAAUUGUGAGUUGGAAAAGAAGAUGCUUAUGGAAGAAGUUGAAAGUAAAAUGGCUGAUAUUUCAAAGAAGGAAACAGAAUUACAGCAAGUGAAGAAUGAAAUGGAGUCACGUUACCAGAGGGAGAGAGUUGAAUUGGAAGAAAGAUGCAAGGCAGAAGUAGAAGAGCUCAAAGAUAAACUAGCAGAAUUUGAAGUAGAGCAAGAACGCUUACAAAGUGAGACUCGAGAUGCAGAACAGAAAUUGAAAGAAACUAAAAAGAUUCUUCUGGAAUGUGAAAUGGAACAGUACCGCCUUUGUGAGGAGAAAGUAGAAGCGGAAUUAAAACUUGAGUCCAAAAUCAUUGAUCUUACAAAGGAAAGCACAAGUAAAGAUGAAGUAGUGAAGGACUUGGAGCGGAGGAUACAAGAAAAAGACAAAGCAGCUGAAAAACUGAAAAGAGAUAUCGAAGUCUUAGAAGAGGAACUGCAGUGCAGCAUCUGUGCAGAACUGUUCAUUGAACCAACCGUGCUGAACUGCGGCCACAUGUUCUGUAAAACGUGUAUAGAUGAAUGGAAGACGAAGAAGAAGAUCUGCCCAAUGUGCAGGGCUAAAAUAGUUACAAGUGUCAGAAUAUUCACUGUAGACACAAUCAUAGAGAAAAAUGUUGCUCUGUUGUCCGCCGAGGCGAGGUCCCGUCGUGAGACUCUCAUUCUGCAGCGACAAAAAGGAAAUCAAACAUCAGUGCGAGCAAAGAAGAGGAAAAAUCAGAACCCCCGAGGAGAGCCUAUCAUCAAUCCUAGGAGGUCACGUACUAGUACUGUUAUAGAGCACAUGCAUGUUCCACCACUCAUGGUCCAGCUUAUGCCUCAGGGCAUGGAGAGAGUUGUGAAUAUGGAUGUAUUCACGUUGGGAGAUGAUCAAGAUGAUCCAUUCAAUUGGGGUGCUGCUGGCCACAUGCAAAUGCGGACCAGAGCUGCUACCCAGUUGGAACGACAACUAGAGCCAUGGGUGGAGCCCGCCGGUCCGACAGUGCCUGUGGCUGCAAUCGACUUGACUAGUGUAACUCCUACCCCUAACCAAACUGCCAGGGAGCCCAUAGACCUUACUAGUCUGCACCCAGAACAUAGCAGGCCCUCCACCUCCACCGCCGACUUUAACUCUACCAUCGACCUCACGUCUCCAUAGAUUCUCCUGCCACCUUGUUUGUGAACACUUUAAAAGGUAGCAAACAAGUUGGUCAAAUGUAAUAUUUUGUUAUUUUACUCAGUUUCUGUUAUACGUUUUUGAAACUAAUAAUUUUACUUUCUUACUAGGAUGAUAUACUUUUUUUGAAACAAUUGAUAUUUAUUUCCUUUAUUUUAUAAUUAUCUGAAUUUCGUAGGUUACAUAACUGCAAUAAUUGAUUGUAUUAAGUCGAAGUUGUCGUUGACAGAAAUUGCUCGUCAAUAUAAUGUUUAAAGAGAAUAUAAAGAAUAUAAACUGUUUACAUAAUAAAAUAAAACCUGUAUUUUUCUACUUAUGUUAGUUUGAAUUUAAUAUCCUUAAAUAUAAAAAAUUAUUGUAAUUUGUUUAGUUUUAAAUUUUAACUAUAAACUCAAGAAAGCUUUAGUAAGUUGGAUUGUAUUGAAUUGACUCCUUGAAAAAGAAAAUGAUACGUUCUUUUAUUCCUGUUUUAUUUUGGUUAUUUUCACUUAGUCUGUAAAAGUGGACAAGACUCAUAGAUCAUUCCAAAAAUAUAUUUGUCACUAUUUGUAGCAAAUAAUGUGGUUUUUACUUUGUAGGAUGACGUUCUUAGUUAAAAACAAUAUUUUAUAUUCAUCAUAGCUACUUAAGUUUAAUGGAUCUUACAUUUUUUAAUGUGCUGUCAGUGUAAUAUAAAUUAAAAAAAUAAAUAGAUAUAUUUGUUUGA